Aricia agestis (brown argus) is the source of this 843-nucleotide messenger RNA. RefSeq lists its product as uncharacterized. NCBI's taxonomy places the organism in Eukaryota, Metazoa, Arthropoda, Insecta, Lepidoptera, Lycaenidae. The transcript is spliced from 4 exons. The record is from RefSeq and is a predicted model, not a curated record. The annotation marks the transcript as partial.
UGCCUAGUAAUAUUGAUCACACAUCACCAAGGAAGCGCAUUUGUAAGUUUAGUCAAUAGACUUAAGUUGCUUAGUAGCAUUUAUAUUUUUACCCUGAUAGUAGUACUCAAUAUGGACGACUUGUUCGAUAAAAAGAAAGACGAAGCCCCAAUUCUUGACUUGUCCAAAGUCGUCAUAAACACUGCAGAGGAAUACAGAGCCGUUCUAGACAAGGUUCCAGAAUUCAAAACUCGACCAGAAAAGGUCAAACCGGAGGACAUAAAAAUAAAAGACAAGCCCGAAGACCAAAAGACCAAAACGCCACGUAAAGAAAUAAGGGAGUAUGAGAAACUCGGCACGCAUGGGUACGAGGAGAAACACUUCACGUUCAUGGACCCCGUGCCAGUGGAAAUGCGGGGAUUAAAGUUUGACGAGCUGUGCGCUGUACCCAUAGAGUGGCGGAUGUUGACCUCUCUCCGACCCAAGUCCAAAGUUGACGAGGAGUAUUUUAACAGACUGGUAGAGUUGGGUAAAUCUGAGCUAAGAACGAAAGCGAGAGACAAGAGGGAGCUGCCUAAGAACAACAUGACGAAGAGGAUGAAAAACCGCGCCGGCGUCACCGAAACUCGCAUCGUCACCUGCCAGGAGUGUGGAGAAGAAUAUUGUAACGGCAAGACGUGCUUCAUAUCGAACUACGAUAUGUUCGUCCGUCUCAAGUUGGAUGUAGAGCCGAAGAGCCGCGCGGCGCCGGCGACCAAGACGCGACGGCUGCGGCGCCGCGCGCGACGCAAACGCAGCAAGAGCGCCGCCACAUACAAACCUAAUACGAGGAAGUCUGGUACGAGGAGUGAUACCGAUAUCUAA